UUGUGAUCUAAAAGCAGAUGAUCACCGCUGUUUUCAGCGUGGUGUAUAAUUACGAAAAAGGCGUUGAGUUGAAGGGAUGAAAACGACUACGUCUAAAGUCUAAACCAUCGGCGUUCAUGCUCUUCUUCAUUUUCUGAAGAAGAAGAUUACGAGAGCGAGCCAGAAAUGGCGGUCUGUCCGGAGGUAGCUAUGGAAAUCCUAAAGGAUAGAGCGUCGUUCAUGAGGGAAUCGCUACAGAAGAGCCAAACCAUCACUGAUAACAUGGUCGCAAUUCUCGGAUCAUUCGACCACCGCCUCUCCGCCCUUGAAACGGCUAUGCGCCCCACUCAGCUUUAAAUUUAGGCGUCAAUCUAGUACGUAUUAAGACGCCUACAAAUUUUACACGAUUUCCUAAGAAGCCAUGCAAUUGCUUAUGAAAUGUAUUUGCUCCCCACACGUAUCACUGAUUUACUGAAGUUGUUUAAGCUUGGAUCACCUAGAUACGAACACAUUCAAUCAGAAGGGCUCAUGAGAACAUUGACAAAACACGCAAGCUUACUGAGCUCAUUUUAGGUCAAUUUGAUCUUGCACGGCAGGCAGAGGCAAAAAUACUGAAGGGACCACAUGAGGAUUUAGAAAGUUAUCUCGAGGCGUGUGAUCAGCUGAGGAGUGUUGUUAAAUUUUUUAGUGGUAACAAAAAUUUCAAGGGUGGUGUAUCAGUAAUUACGCAUGCUACUACUUUAAUUACAAAGUCAAUUAUUAAGCUAGACGAGGAAUUUCGUCAGCUUCUUACAACAUACAGCAAACCGGUGGAACCAGAUCGCCUUUUUGACUGUUUGCCACAAUCUUUGCGGCCAUCGCCUGGUCACAAUGAAACUAGUGGCAUGAAACAGCACCAGACUAGAAGUUUAGAAACUGCUAUUUACCACCCUCCAGCUCUUAUUCCACCAAGAAUUCUUCCACUUCUACAUGCAUUGGUCCACCAGCUCAUUCAAGCUGGCCACCAGCCAGAAGUAUUCAACAUUUACAGAGAAGUCCGAUCUUCGGUUGUGGAACUGAGUCUUAGAAAACUAGGAGUGGAACGAGUCACUAAAGAGGACGUGCAAAAGAUGCAAUGGGAAGUCUUAGAAGCGAAAAUUCAAAGUUGGAUUCAUUACAUAAGAAUUGCGGUCAAGCUUCUGUUUGCUGCAGAAAAAAAAGUGUCGGAUCAAAUUUUUGAAGGUCAUGAUACUCUAGGGGAUCAAUGUUUUGCAGAGGUUACAACAAAUAGUGUGUCUGUCCUCUUCAGUUUUGGUGAGGCUAUCUCUAAGAGCAAAAGAUCACCUGAAAAGCUAUUUGUCCUUCUUGACAUGUAUGAAAUCAUGAGAGAAGUUCAACCAGAGAUGGAUAUACUUUUUGGAAAUAAAUAUUGUGGUGAGGUGCGAGAAGCUGCUAUAAUUUUGACAAAGCGUUUGGCUGAGACAGCUCAAGAGACCUUUGUUGACUUCGAAGAAGCAGUAGAGAAAGAUGCAACGAAAACUGCUGUUCAAGAUGGGACUGUCCAUCCUUUAACCAGCUAUGUGAUCAACUACGUGAAGUUCCUGUACGACUACCAAUCAACUUUGAAACUGCUUUUUGGGGAGUUUGAUGACACUGAUGCGGAUGCCCAAAUGGGAGCUAUAACAACACGAAUCAUUCAAGCUCUGAUGAAUAAUCUUGAUGGGAAAUCUAAACAAUACAAAGACCCUGCAUUGACUCAAUUGUUUAUGAUGAACAAUAUACACUACAUUGUUAGAUCUGUUCGCAGGUCGGAAGCUAAAGAUAUGUUAGGUGAUGAUUGGGUGCAGAUACACAGAAGGAUAGUACAACAGCAUGCUAACCAGUAUAAGAGACUCUCUUGGUCUAAGAUUCUUCAGUGUCUAUCAAUUCAGGGAGUUUCAACAGGAGGCAGCAAUUCAUUUACAGGUGAUGCUCCUCCGAGUUCCACCUCCAGCAAUGUUUCGAGAGCAACGGUGAAGGACAGGUACAAGACUUUCAACAUACUGUUUGAAGAACUUCAUCAAAGGCAAUCACAAUGGACGGUUCCGGAUAGCGAGUUGCGUGAGUCUUUGAGGCUCUCAGUCGCUGAAGUUCUCUUGACAGCUUAUAGAUCUUUCAAUAAACGUUUUGGGCCUAUGAUUCAGAACGGGAAGAAUCCCCAGAAGUACAUACGGUUCACCCCCGAGGACCUUGAGAGGAUGCUGUCUGAGCUGUUUGAAGGGAAAACAUGGAAUGAGCAAAAACGAUAGAGCCAUAGAGGUCUAUAGUUGGGACCCAGUUUGUGCUAGAGAGCUCCUGCUCACUCGGUAGUUAUGAGAGGUGCUGCUUUACAAAAAAGGCUACUCCUCACAACAUCCAAGCCUUAGUCCCAAAAAAGGCUACUCCCUAAGUAAAUAAAUUAUGUUAAUCUCAUCAUCGAGCUAUCUGAUUCAUGAUAAUCAUUCCAAGUUGGUAACUUUAAUUUUCAUUGCUAGGUUAUUCAUUUUUCUGGACUUGCAAAAUGAAAUGUUUAAAUAAGUAUCUACUAUUUCUGUGUAUUGUACCUAAAUCCUUUCUAAUUAUGGCUUGGAGCCUUACAUAAAAGGAGCAAAACAUUCUUUGAGCAAUGGAUGAAUUUAUCAAGCUGCUUUUUACGA
Cuscuta epithymum is the source of this 2633-nucleotide messenger RNA. The record is from the annotation of a GenBank genome assembly. Lineage: Eukaryota; Viridiplantae; Streptophyta; Magnoliopsida; Solanales; Convolvulaceae.